This is a messenger RNA of Tetrahymena thermophila SB210, 3906 nucleotides long. Its product is annotated as response regulator receiver domain protein. Gene Ontology annotation, biological process: phosphorelay signal transduction system. Gene Ontology annotation, molecular function: phosphorelay sensor kinase activity. The record is from RefSeq and is a predicted model, not a curated record. Lineage: Eukaryota; Ciliophora; Oligohymenophorea; Hymenostomatida; Tetrahymenidae. The transcript has a single exon.
AUGUAAAACAAUGUAUUUUUAGCUUAGCUUUCUACUCCUUCUGAAAAUGAUAGUCUAUAGCAAAACAAUAAACCUAACUAGUAAUCGCAAAUAGAUAUUCAAUAUAAUAGUGGGUUUACUAGGUUUUUAAUACAAAACUAAAAGACUUAAAGAAAGCUUUGCAAAAAGCCAUCGAUCACUUACAAAACCUCAUAAUAUUCGACAAAUACAUCAGUUUUAGAUUUUCCAUUUGUAAGUCUAAGUAUGCAGCAAUAAAUACCUAACUUCUAAAACGAAUAUUUAAACUUAUUUAAUACCUACUUGAGCAAAUAUACCUUAUGUGGUAGCAUGAAUCAUAAAGAUAGCAUCUAUUUAUAGAACGCAGGCAAAAGUAUUUAAGAAUCUAGGUUGUCAUUCAAAGACUAACAGAGAGGAAAUGGAGUAUUAAAUUUAGGAAAUAUUCCAAAUUACAACAAUUUAAAUGAUUAGAAUUGCAACAAUAACAACAACAACAACAAUAAUAAUAAUAUUUUAAAUAAUAUUACUAGUAGAUUACAAACUAAUUAAAAUAUUUAGCAUACUUCCCAUAUCUAGACCAAUUAAAUUGAAGAUACAAUGCAGUUCGAUUCUCAUCCUAUUCCCUUUUCUUCUUAUAACUAGAUAAUGAAUCAAAACAAGAAUGGCUCUCACCAAUGCAUUUACUUACUAUAAAAUAGCUCUAUGUAGAACAUAUAAUAUGAAAUUCACCACAAAUCUAAUUUAAAAAGCGUAAAUUACAAUACAAAUCAUACAAAUCCUAGUUAGUUAAUUGGCAAGCAAGCUACUUAGAAUCCUAUUCUCAAACGUAAUAUAUGCUAAAAUAAUCUGAUUCAAAACAGUGUUAAUAACACAGACAGGAAGAAUAGUCUUUUAUUGCAAUGUUCAAGCAGCCCUUAGGUUUUUAAUCCCUUAUUUAAUGAAAUAUUAGGAACUAGAUCUGUAGAAUAGACGAAAAACAGAGUUAUACAAGAUAAGAGUAAUUGCGUUAACAGCGAUACGAGCAAAAAAGAAAACAAAAGCACUGAAUUACCUUUAAAAUGUACGGAUGGUGAGUCAUUGCUGACUAUUUUAACGAAGAAUUUAGCAGAAUAAGAAUAAAAUGAAAUUUAAGAUAAAAAAUAAUUUAUUGGCCAUUCAAACAAAUUUCUUUAGAAAUAGAAAAAUCAAUCAUAAACACUAGAGACUAAAUUAGGCACUAAUUAAAAUAUAUACAUUUUUGAAAGGAUUGAUAGCCAGAGCGAAGAUUCAAGCAAUUUUGCUUAGUACAUUUAAGUGAAAUUUAUAGACUGCGUUUAUGAAGGAAAACACUCAUAUUUAAUAAUGAUGGAAGAACUAAAGAAAAAUAUCUCAAGUCCAAGUCCAAGUAUAGAAAAUAAAGUGAUCAGCUCUUCCCAAGAUCAAAAAAUUAAAAGUGAUAAUUUAAAAAUAAAAACUUUCAAACAAAAAAUAAUAUCUAGUCUAGCCCACGAGUUAAAAACUCCUUUAAAUUCAAUUAUUUCUUAAAUAAAUUAAUUGCUGCUAAAUAGACAUGAAGAGAGCGUCAAUUUAAAAAGCAAAGACAUUCAAAUUUUAAAAUCUAGUGCAAAUCUAUUAAAUUACAAAAUUGAAGAUCUUUUAAAUUAUUCCAUGUACAUGAAAGGAGAAAACAAGUUGAAUUUAGAAAAGUUUUCAAUCAUAGAAAUAGUCAAUGAAAUGAUAGAAAUAUUCAAACCCCAGGCUAAGUUGAAAAAUCUCUACUUUCACUCAAAAAUCACUCUCUUUCAGCCAUCAAUAAAGAAAUCUCUCGAGCUUUAAAAUUGCAAAAAUUCAUCUCCUUAGAUUGAAGCAAAUAUUGAUUAAGUAGAUGAAAAUUUAAUCUCAAAUCCUUUAAAAAACAUAGACAAUUAAAAAUACGAAUUUUGCCCUGUUGAAGAUUUUAAGAAGAAAUUUGUUUCGCUUAAAUUUAUGAGUGAAAAAGUAAUUAACACACCAAUAGCAGAUAUUUAUUCAAAUACUUCAGAGAAAUCAUCUCGAUAAAUUGAAAUUAAAGAGUAAUAACAAUAGUAGUAGUAGCACCGCCCAUCACAGAAUGCUAGCAAUUACAAUGAAUACAAUUAGUACUCAUCAAAAAAUACAGUAUAAAGUCCUCUCAAGCAGCAAGAUGUUUUCGUGAGAAGUGAUAAGAAAAAGCUUAUUUGCAUAUUAACUAAUCUCUUGACUAAUGCUUUAAAAUUUACAUUUAAAGGAGGAAUCAGCUUCACAGUGAAUCAAAUAGAUAAAUAUAAUUUUGAAUUUUCAGUUUCAGACACUGGAAUAGGAAUUGAACAAAAGCUUGUUAAACGAAUGAACAAUGUUAACAUAGAAGAUUAUGAUACCAUUUUUAUGAACGAUUAAGAGGAUGAAUCCUUAAAUGAGCAAGAUAUUUCUGAUGAACUGUAGGAAGUAAAGGAUAAUAGAAACAAUCAUAAUAAUAUUUAAAUCAAUAAUAAUAAUAAUAAUAAUAAUAACAACAACAACAACAAUAGUAGCUUUAAAUAAAUCACGCCUUAUAAAUAAAAUUAAUUGAGAGAUCCUUUCUAAAUAAAAAAUGAGGAGUUAGCAAAUAAAGAAAAUGAAUUGGAAAAAAAAAGCAAAAUUGAGGAGAGUGCUAAAAAGGAAUUAAAACUUUCUUUGUUUAAGCAAGAGUCUUAGAAGAUUAAAUUUUAAUAAAACUAAUAAAGACAUGAAAAUGUAAAAAGCGUUAUUGAAAUUAAAGAAGCCUGCAGUAUUAACGAAAGCAUUUAACAUACAUCAAAAGAUGUAAGUCCUUUCCAUUCAGAUAAUAAAAAAAGUAGUCCAGCUAAUAGAGAAGAUAAAAAUUGUUGUUCCAUUAAAUUAAUUGAAAACAAUGAACCAAUGAAAAAGUCAAAUGUUAGUUCUUUUUCUCUAUAAAAUUAAAAAUAGUAAAAAAAUCAACAUUAUAAAUCCCAGCCAAGUCUUUACAAUUUUCAAAGAAAUUGUGGAAUAGGAAUUAAAAUUGUUAAAAUAUUAACGUCUCAGCUUAGCUCGAAUACCCAAAAUUUAAAAAUCAAAUCUAAAGAGAAUUUAGGUUCAACUUUUACUUUUACUUUGGAGGAUUAGUCAAGAACGAAAGCUGCUAUGAGCUAAUUUGUUUUAUCUGAUCGAAAUAUUAGUAAAAAAAAUAUUCUUGCUUUAGAAAACCAGUUAAGGCAAAACUAACCAAAUUAUGUUUUGACUCAUCCCUACAAGGAUGAAAUCAUCUUAUCAGACAACAGUAUAGAAAGCCACGAAGACAUCAAAUCUCACUAUGCAGCAUAAAAAAGUAAUACAAAUAGAUCCUUUAAUUCGUUAGCUGAAUUUGUUGAUUAUUCGAGGUACGAGUAAUAUAACGGGUGCUACACUCCAAAAUAAUAUAAUCAUGAAAAUGUGAGAAAAUGCAACUAUAAAAAAAAUAAAUCAGAUUUAGAUUUUUUGGCAAAUUAAAAUCUUCUCAAUUAAAAUUCAUUAAAAUUAUAAACUCUUCUUUCAAACAAAAGAAUUCUACUAGUUGAUGAUAUGCCCUUCAACAUUUAGAUACUUAAAAACUAUCUAAAGGGAGUUGAAAACUUAGAAAUAAAAGAAGCUUUCAACGGUAUGUCUGCAAUCGAAUAAGUUCAACAAGAAAAGUUCGACCUCAUUCUUAUGGAUAUAAACAUGCCCUUAAUGGAUGGAAUAGAAGCCACCUUCAAAAUUACAGAAUUAAUCAAAUCAAAUCAAAUUUAGCCAGUACCAAUCAUUAUUGUAAGUGCUUACACAGCUAUCUAAGAUAUAUAAAAUUCCCUUAAAUCUGGAGCUGCUGGACAUGUUUCUAAGCCAAUAAGCAUAAAAAGCCUGAUCUCUGAAAUCAACAAGGUUUUAAACACUUACUGA